CUACUUGAAUAUAGUUUAUAAUUAGUAUCUUAACACAUAUUCUCCAUAUUCAGUUACUUCACAACACUAUCUCCAUGGACAAAUGCAAGUGAUGGCUCAGACCAAGUUAAUUGUCAUCCAUGGAGACAAGCAGGUGACUGAUCCCCCUCCAGAAAAGCUACACAAUGCACCUUUAGCGUUGGAAGAAUUCACAAAAUUGAGAGAUUUCUAUUUAGUUAAUGAAUAGUUUAAAUUGUAAAACAUAUGCUGUCCUAAGACUUAUUUUUAAAAGCGUGUGUGCAGCAUUUCCAUCAUAUCUUACUGUUGAUCUAUCUAAUGAGACGUCAGCUUGUGUUAAUAGGAUUGAGAGCUCUGAGACUAGAUUCACAUGCUCAGUCACCAUCAGGCCUGCACACAGACGGACGGAUAUGAAGGACCAACAUCUGCCAGCCAUCCCACGGCAACUAUGGCUCAAGCAGAAGACCCCCAGGAAACCCAAAGAGGAAUCAGUGAAGGUGGAUAGUUGUACCGGACCAUCCCCGCCAGGUGUGGUGGGGGCAGUGUCACGGCUCACAGAGGUGGAUAGAAUGAGGCAGUCGCCGUUUGAGCGGGCGGUGUAUGACCUGGCUCAUAAUGAGAAGAUUGCCAACGAAACCAUUUUGGGGCGACGCAUUGGAUUUUAUGAGCUGCGAGGGGAGGUCGGACAGGGGAACUUUUCUAAUGUUCGACUGGGAAUCCAUGCCAUCACAAAAGAGAGAGUUGCAGUCAAAAUUAUGGAUAAGAUGCGUCUGGAUAAGAAGAGUCAGCCCUAUAUGUCCUCUGAGAUCAGCUGUAUGGAGAAACUGUGCCACCCAAACAUAGUGCGUCUCUAUGAAGUGAUAGAGACCAGCAGGAAGUUGUAUUUGGUAAUGGAGUAUGGCAGCGGCGGGGACCUGUUCUCCAAAGUCACCAGCAGGGGGCGACUGAAUGACCUCGAAUCCAAGAUGAUCUUUGCACAAGUGGUGUCCGCUGUCAAGCACAUGCAUGAGAAUAACAUCGUGCACAGAGACAUCAAGCCCGAGAACGUUUUCUAUACCACCAGCCACUGCGUCAAAGUGGGCGACUUUGGAUUCAGCGUUGAGAGCGGCCCUCACGAGCUUCUCAACAGCUUCUGUGGCUCUCCUCCCUAUGCUGCUCCAGAACUGUUUAAAGACAAGGGCUACAUUGGCAGAUAUUCAGACAUCUGGGCUUUGGGCAUCCUCCUGUACUUCAUGGUAACUGCCACGGUGCCCUUCUUCGGAGACAAUAUGAAUCGACUGAAGCGCUGCAUCCUCCAGGGGGUGUACAGCAUCCCAGAAUAUGUCUCAGCUGAGUGCCAGGCUAUAAUUAAAGGCAUGCUUCAACCAGUGCCCAGUGACCGGACCCCCAUAGAGCAAGUUCUUAACGGUUCUUGGCUAUGUGAAAUUGAAUGCCCACCCCCAUUUGCCAUGUUACCCCUCUGUCCUGUUCACUUUGGUCAGGCUAACUCUGCCCUGUGUGCAGAGGAGCAGGAAGUCAAACGCUUGUUGUCAGAUUUGGGGAUUGGGGCAGUUCACUUUCAGAAUAACCCCUGCUCGGACAGUAGGAGCCCCUUAACUGGUAUUUACAGGAUCUUGUUACAUCGGGUACAAAAGAGGAGGACAGUGGAGGCUGUGGGGUACACAAAACUCCACCCAAAUGAGUACAGGAGGCAGAGGAAGUGGUCCAUGACUUCUUUAGACAAGCACAAUCCAUCAGCUGUAUGUGUUAUUCUAUAAAAAUCAACUAGUGCACUUUACCAUUUGUCACUGUGAAAAAUAAAACAUGCUUCUUUUUAGCAUGCUACACAGUUAAAUCCAUAUCAUUUGAGCCUAGUCCCACACCUCCUCAACCAGUAAAUAUGUUGAGUGAUCACUAUAUCCUCCUGCAACUUCUCUGAACCAUGGCAACCAAUAAGUCCCACUCAAGUUGGUGAAUAUUUAUAAGUGUAUAUACAGAAAUGUGUGAAGCAAUGUAGGAAAGUACCACAAAUUUGGGUUCACUUUUGACUUAACUUUUACUCUCGCGCAAAUUUUGGUUUCACUUCAGAAUCAGAUUUACUUUUUAUUCAUCCCCAAGGGGAGAUUUGACUUGCAACUUGGCCUUUUCCAUUGAGAUAGAUAAGUAUCACACGUUACUUAAUAACUGAAGAACUGAAGAAGCAGCUUGAAGCAGCUUUCGACCAAAAUAAACAUUUGUCCAGUUGCCAUGACUUAAUAACCUUCAAAGCAAAGCAAUAACAUCUGCAUGAAAAUAAGCAGGCAUAUCCUCCAGAAGAAAUGUUAUAUAGUGCAAAUUUAACACUAAAAUCUUCUAAAUAUUGAGGGUUAUGUAACAGGUUUCGGCCUGUCCCAAACUCAGCCUAAAGCGACUCCUCUUUGUAAUACCUUUGACAUCAGCAGAAACAGCCUCAGCACAAUGGGCUCUGACGCACUUCAUUCAUCAGUGUAUGGCACAAGCAUCUUCAUCCCGUGUACUUAAAGGAUCAAUCUCCCAAUGAAUUUAAGGCUAAUCCUUAUGGGGAUGUGCACUUAAGUCAUGCUGCUAGAACAAAAUGUGUUUAUCCAUAUUCAACCGAUUAUGAACUUUCUAAAGCUUUUGGUGCUUUAAAACAAUGCGUCAACUGCCUUUAAGUGGGAUUUACCAAUUAUUUGCAUGUAUAAUUUUACAGAUUUGUUUUGCACACAGACUUGGCUUGUUUUACUUUU
Boleophthalmus pectinirostris (great blue-spotted mudskipper) is the source of this 2723-nucleotide messenger RNA. Its product is annotated as serine/threonine-protein kinase NIM1. Gene Ontology annotation, cellular component: cytoplasm. Lineage: Eukaryota; Metazoa; Chordata; Actinopteri; Gobiiformes; Gobiidae. Bases 219 to 1754 code for a protein of 511 amino acids. Gene Ontology annotation, biological process: intracellular signal transduction; protein phosphorylation; microtubule cytoskeleton organization. The transcript is spliced from 4 exons. The record is from RefSeq and is a predicted model, not a curated record. Gene Ontology annotation, molecular function: tau-protein kinase activity; ATP binding; protein serine/threonine kinase activity.